This is a messenger RNA of Camponotus floridanus (Florida carpenter ant), 2859 nucleotides long. It is a transcript of the gene ChT, whose product is annotated as high-affinity choline transporter 1. NCBI's taxonomy places the organism in Eukaryota, Metazoa, Arthropoda, Insecta, Hymenoptera, Formicidae. The record is from RefSeq and is a predicted model, not a curated record. Gene Ontology annotation, cellular component: plasma membrane. Gene Ontology annotation, molecular function: choline:sodium symporter activity. Gene Ontology annotation, biological process: transmembrane transport; acetylcholine biosynthetic process; choline transport. The transcript has 7 exons. The coding region runs from base 786 to 2585 and encodes 599 amino acids.
ACUGCUCGGGACGACGACGUACACGGCAGCGUCGUUCCGAUCACGACGACGACGACGACGACGACGACGGUGGCGGCGACGGCGAGAAUCACGAUCACGGUUACGAGAACGACACGCCGAUCCGUUCGAUAUCCAGCGCAUCCCCUUCGGGACUGAUAAUUCUGUGCUUUCUGUCACGUAAAGCCGACUCUGCACCCCGUCUUCGUUGCCGGUCUCCUUACCUUGACUUGAUCACUUGCGCCAACAACUGGUCCCACGUACUAUGAGGUAGUCGCGGUUGCUACUUCUUGGAUUCCUGAAGGAUUUGGGAGAGCUGCUCAGCAAAGUCGCGAGGAACUUGCUCGUGAAGGACCGUGCUGAUCCCCGUGAUCGGUGCCGGUGCCGUGGGUGCAGGUGGAAGACGAGAGGGGAGGGUGGAAACGAAGAAACCAGGCAGACAGGGAAGCAGCGGGCUCGGUGAGUUGGGUGAAAAUCGAUGGCCAUCAGCGCCCAUGGGCGGCCUCGCGUUUAGGACAAGGAAUAGCCCCUCCCAGAAGACCUCGCUCCGGUGGGGUGACUGCUGCCCCCCAAACCCCAACCCAGCGUCGUCGUCGGCCGCCUGGAAGCACCGUCAUCAGGACAUGCCACCGGUGCCCGUGUGAGGCUGCCCCCCGCUGUUGCGUGAUUGUACCUCGCGGGGAUUUCAAAGAUAUCCGGACGAUCCUAAAGCGGAUCAACCGCCGAACUUUUCGGACCUACGUCUCCGUCAGCUCGAGCUCGCGCCGGUGGACCUCUACUCCCCGAAGAUGAUUAACAUUGCCGGGGUGGUUUCGAUCGUUCUAUUCUAUCUGUUGAUCCUGGGUGUGGGAAUAUGGGCGGCCAGGAAAAAGGAAGCGGGCAACGACUCCGAGGAGGAGGUUAUGCUAGCCGGUCGUUCGAUCGGGCUCUUCGUCGGGAUAUUCACGAUGACGGCGACCUGGGUUGGUGGUGGUUACAUCAACGGCACCGCCGAGGCAAUUUACACGAAGGGCCUAAUUUGGUGUCAGGCGCCCUUUGGAUAUGCCCUCAGUCUCGUUUUCGGUGGUAUUUUCUUCGCGAACAAGAUGCGACAGCAGGGGUACGUCACGAUGUUGGAUCCGCUUCAAGACGCGUUCGGGGAGCGGAUGGGCGGCCUCCUCUUUCUACCUGCCCUUUGCGGCGAGGUCUUCUGGGCGGCGGGCAUCCUCGCGGCCCUUGGCGCAACGUUAGCGGUCAUCAUCGACAUGGACCAAGGCACCUCCGUCAUUCUGAGUGCUUGCAUCGCGGUUUUCUACACCCUCUUCGGCGGUCUCUACUCCGUCGCUUACACCGACGUCAUUCAGCUCUUUUGCAUAUUCAUCGGUCUGUGGAUGUGCAUCCCGUUCGCUUGGACAAAUCCGAAGGUAGAGUCCCUUAGUUCCAUGGACGUUGAUUGGAUCGGCAAAGUACAACCCGAAGAGUAUUGGUUUUAUUUGGAUUAUGGUUUACUUUUGAUAUUCGGUGGUAUACCUUGGCAAGUGUACUUCCAACGCGUCCUCUCCUCGAAAACUGCGGGGAGAGCUCAAAUAUUGAGUUACGUCGCCGCUGCAGGCUGCAUCCUCAUGGCCAUUCCUCCCGUUCUCAUUGGAGCGAUUGCCAAAGCAACUCCUUGGAACGAGACGGAAUACACUGGUCCUUAUCCUUUCACGGAGGCGGAAACCAGCAUGAUUCUGCCGUUGGUCCUGCAACAUCUGACACCGAACUUCGUUUCCUUCUUCGGAUUAGGAGCGGUAUCGGCGGCGGUGAUGUCUUCUGCGGACAGCAGCAUCCUCUCUGCUAGUUCGAUGUUUGCUAGAAACGUUUACAAAUUGAUCUUCCGUCAGCGGGCGUCGGAGAUGGAGAUCAUCUGGGUGAUGCGGGCGGGGAUUGGCGUGGUCGGUGUGUUGAGCACCGUGAUGGCACUCACGAUACCGUCGAUCUACGGCCUCUGGUCGAUGUGCUCGGACCUGGUCUACGUGAUCCUGUUCCCGCAGCUGCUGAUGGUGGUGCAUUUCAAGGACUACUGCAACACCUACGGCAGCCUGUCAGCGUAUAUAAUCGCCUUCCUGGUGCGCAUCAGCGGCGGCGAGCCGAUGAUGGGUCUGCCGGCGCUGAUUCACUAUCCGGGAUACGACGAGGAGUCGCAGACGCAGAUGUUCCCGUUCAGAACGUUGGCGAUGCUGCUGUCGCUGAUCACUCUGGUGGGUGUGUCGUAUGGCACGCAGGUCGCCUUCCUGACCGGUCGACUCGCGCCGGGCUACGACGUCUUUAGGUGCGUAGUGAACAUUCCGGAAGACGUCGAGCGGGUGGGCCCGGACCCGGCCGAGGGCGAGCAAAUGGCGGUCCUAGCUGCGGGCGUCGGCAGGCUCUACGGCAGCAAGGACGAAUCGAACGGCCGAGUGAAUCCUGCGCUCGAGCCGGACUACGACAUGGAGCCGGGAUGUACGAUGGUCGGCGGUGCCCCGGACGGCGUCGUCGGCGGCGGCGGUGGCGGCGGCACCGGGGGUCACCUGGUGCCGCACGUGCCUGGUGGUGCGUCUCGACAGCCGCAAUCCAGCACCGCGUUCUAAGUCCUGGUUCCGUGAUCGGAUGCUGUGACCAACAAUAAGUGCGGCGGUGCGGGUCUCUGUCUUUCGUUCCUCUUCCCCUCAGCUUCCCUUUCCAAUUGUCUCCUCUUCUUCUAUUUUCAUUCACAAAGUUUCGUUUUGGUUUCCUUCGAACUCUGUUUUCUUAUUAGACUCUUUUCGGUGAUUUUUAGGUUGAAACUGAUUAGUUACUUAGGAGUUUUCUCGAUAAGAUUCUGACGAGUGCAAUCGGAGAUUGCUUUUGUGUCGAAAAGUUUUA